Messenger RNA from Lolium perenne, 2254 nucleotides. RefSeq names its product cysteine-rich receptor-like protein kinase 15. Gene Ontology annotation, molecular function: ATP binding; protein kinase activity. NCBI's taxonomy places the organism in Eukaryota, Viridiplantae, Streptophyta, Magnoliopsida, Poales, Poaceae. The record is from RefSeq and is a predicted model, not a curated record. Gene Ontology annotation, biological process: protein phosphorylation.
AUACUGCAUCAUGACGAGACGACCUGAUUGAUAACCAAGUCCACCCGCUGCAGAAUAAACAAAGACCACUACGUUAUGUAUGUAGGCUAGGCUACUCUCACUCUGGUGUGUGCAACCUCACCUCGGUGGGCAAUGGCCGUGGGCACCCUCCUCGCCGCCCUCCUCCUCGCUGCCGCCCUCCUCGCCGCCCCAGCGCUCGCGCAGACGGUGCAGGUAUGGUCAUCAUGUUCCACAGCGAACUACAGCUCCGGGAGCGCCUACGCGACCAACCUCCGCGGCGUGCUCAGCGACGCGGUGGCCGCGGCCAGCCGCUCCCGCGACGGCUACGCCAGGGUCGACCGGCGCCCGCAGCAACCGGACGCGCCGUACGGCCUCGCCAUCUGCUACGCGGACGCGGGGCCGGCGGCGGUGUGCCGGCUCUGCCUGCGCAUGGCGGCCGGGAACGUGACGCUGGCGUGCCCGCGCGCGGCGGAGGCCGCCAUGCUGUACAACAACUGCCUGCUGCGGUACGUGGCCGCGGCGGCCGCGGGCGCCCUCGCGGAGCCGGACAUGGAGAAGCGGUUCGGCUUCUACAACCCGAACAUGACCAGCGCCGGCGACGCCGACCGGUACGGCGCCGCGCUCGGGCGGCUCGUAGACCGCCUCGCGCAGGCCGCCGCCGCCGGAGCCGGAUCGCCCGGGCGGCUGCUCGCGUUCGCGCAGACGAACGUCACCGGGGAGGAGAGCCUGUACGGGUUCGCGCAGUGCGUGCCGGACCUCUCGCCGGCCGGCUGCCGGCGCUGCCUCCGGAGCCUCGCCGCGUCGUUGCCCAUGACGAAAGGGGGGCGCGCCUACUCGCUAACAUGCUACACGAGGUUCGAGGUGGUGCCGUUCUACAUGCCCCCAAACACGACGAGGAUUCUCGUGGUGCCGCCGGAGACGGCGUCGCCGUCGUCGUCCCCCGCGCCAGAUUCUUCUUCCACAUCAGCUGCCAAGCGUAGCAAAUUGCGCAGAAGUGUGGCAUUAUCAGUUUCAAUUGUUGCAGCCCUUGUUUUGGUCAUGGCCUGCGUCAUUAUUUCUAUAAAGAUUCGAAGAAGUGGAAGAAUCCCAUUCCAAUCAAUGGUAGGAAAGCAGUACAACAAACCUGUGGACAAAAUCGAAGAAUUAUUGGGAAACUACGGUUCAAUGGCCCCCAAGAGAUACAAAUUCUCAUAUCUGAAGAAAAUAACCAAAACUUUUGCUGAGAAGCUAGGAGAAGGCGGCUAUGGCAUGGUAUACAAGGGCACCCUAUCUGAUGGCCACCCUGUUGCUGUCAAGUUCCUUCAUGACAUGAUUGGGAACGGUGAAGAGUUUGUAAACGAGGUCAUCAGCAUCAGGAGGACCUCCCAUGUGAAUGUUGUCACUCUGCUCGGUUUCUGUUUGGAGGGACCAAAGAGAGCUCUCGUAUAUGAUUACAUGUCUAAUGGGUCACUGGACAGGUUCAUCUACGCCGAUAACUCGAAAGAAACCCUUGGCUGGGACAAACUAUAUGAGAUCGCAGCAGGCAUCGCCAGAGGUUUGGAGUAUCUUCACCGUGGAUGCAACACCAGGAUCAUACAUUUCGAUGUCAAGCCCCAAAACAUCCUCCUUGACCAGGACUUCGUCCCGAAGAUCGCCGAUUUCGGACUGGCGAAGUUGUGCAAUCCCAAGGAGAGCUAUCUAUUGUCGAUGACUGGCUUGCGGGGGACGGUCGGGUUCAUUGCGCCAGAAGUAUUCUCAAGGCGAUUCGGGACCGUUUCGACAAAAUCAGAUGUAUACAGCUUCGGCAUGGUGCUCCUAGAGAUGGUCGGAGGAAGGAGAAACUUGAGAGCAAGUGUGGAGAGGGAAAGUGAGGUGUAUUUCCCCGACUGGGUUCACGACCAUCUCGCACAAUUUGGGAGUUUGCACUCGCUUGACUUGGGAUCAGGUGAAACUGAAGAGACUGCAAAGAAGAUGGCCUCUAUUGGGUUGUGGUGCAUACAAAUAUGGCCAGCAUCUCGCCCAACGAUGACCAAGGUUAUAGAAAUGUUUGACAGAAGUGCUGAUCAGCUCGAGAUACCGCCCAAGCAAUUCCUCUAUUCACAUAUAUCGGAUGACACAGGUCAACAACAGAACGAGACAAGUUCCUAUGAAGAAGGGAACUAGCUAGCAAGUUCAUCCGUAAGAUUUUUCGAGGUAAAAAGAGGAAGAAAUAAAUCGAACGAUGUCAGAAACAAUGCCCGUGGAAUCAAUCAAUUGCAUCCUCUGUUUUUUGAAA